This is a messenger RNA of Triplophysa rosa, 848 nucleotides long. Its product is annotated as structural maintenance of chromosomes protein 5-like. NCBI's taxonomy places the organism in Eukaryota, Metazoa, Chordata, Actinopteri, Cypriniformes, Nemacheilidae. The transcript is spliced from 7 exons. The coding region runs from base 159 to 713 and encodes 184 amino acids. The record is from RefSeq and is a predicted model, not a curated record.
UCCGAGGAAGACAACCUGAUGGUUUUGGAGAUAAGACUUACAGAACCAUAUUUAGACACAUUGCAAGCUUCAUUGACCCAGGAUCCUGGACUGAAAAAACAGGAAGAGACCUUGAGUUUUUUCCUCAACAGUCCAGUGGGGAUUCUUGUGGUGUCUACAUGCUGAUGUAUGUUUUCAGCAUCUGCACAUCAUGUCCCUUAACAUUCACAGAGGAGGAGGUGCCAUUGAUUCGCCAGUGGUGGUGCAUUAACCUCAUUGAAAGAUUUUGCCUAGAAGGGCAUGGACAGAGGUUUGCAUACUGGACCGAAGAAGCAUCCCAACUCCUUCAGGGGAUCGUUGAGCCUGUGUUUAGGGUGUCGAAAUUCACCACCACCAAACUGUCACCCAGCAGAAGAGUUGUGGAUGACAAGGACAUUGAUAAGGUGCAGCAGCCAACCAUUGUCCGAGACCUAAAUACAGCGUGGUACUGGGUACAGAAUCACAGACACUUAUUCCGUGGGGAGGUGACAGAGCCUGCCUUUUUGCAGAUGAACAGGGGUGAUCAACAAAAUGCCAUCAAGAACCUCUUGGGGGGUCAAUUCUCUGAGGCGAAGGAUGCCUUUUUGUUUAUAUUUCAUUACCAAGAAGACAUGGAAACAUUUUUGUCGUACUGUGUUGAUGACCAAGGCCUAAAGGUCAAUGCUAUGUUCUACAAAGAGAAAUGUAGUGUGUGAGUGUGUGUGCGCGUGUGUGAGUGAGUGAGUGUGCGUGAGAGAGAGAGCGUGAGAGAGAGUGUGCAUGUGCGUGCGUGUGUGUGUGUGUGUGUGUGUGUGUGUGUGUGCGAGAGUGUGCGUGAGUGAGUGAGUGAG